Orbicella faveolata is the source of this 952-nucleotide messenger RNA. Its product is annotated as protein unc-80 homolog. Gene Ontology annotation, molecular function: monoatomic cation channel activity. The record is from RefSeq and is a predicted model, not a curated record. Gene Ontology annotation, biological process: monoatomic cation homeostasis. Gene Ontology annotation, cellular component: axon; cation channel complex. Lineage: Eukaryota; Metazoa; Cnidaria; Anthozoa; Scleractinia; Merulinidae.
UUUGUGUUCAUUUCAGAUGCACCAAAGGCUUCCUUCGAAGAUGUUUCGUACGCUUUAAGUUGUUUCCUGGCAACAGUCACCACCAAGAACUCGUCCAACCCCGGCGCAGGCCCAGUGCGUCUGUCUUUUGCUGAUGACAACCUGGAGCUGCCUCGGUCCCUGACUUUUGCGACGCCGCACGAGGGGAAGACCUCACCUGAAGAGAUUCCAGAGAGCUUAUACUGUGCAGCCUAUCUCGGAAUCAAGGUGCUCAUGGUGUGUUUUGAAGACCGGCUUGCUACUGAGUGGUACAGGAUAUACCAGGCCAUGGAAACAGUCGUGGACGGUCACAUUGGUAACGUUGGUUUCUGGGACUUCAUGAACUUCUGUGUGUCUUACCGAACCCCUCUGUUCCUGUUGAUGGUCCCUCUUAUCAGAAUGAAGGUAAUGUAUCAACGAUAUAGCGAUAACUUCCUCUGUAGCAUUUGUUGUAUACCAUAUGCCAGAGAAAGUACAGCCAAUCAGAAAUGCAGGAGAGCCGUUGUAUACUCAACGAUAUUACAUCCAACCUUCCCAUCAUGCGCCGCUCGUGUGUCACAUUGAUUGUGUUGGCCACUGUAUUUUCUAUGACGUGGUAUAAAAUAGUUAUGUAACGCUCUCUCGUGGAAUACCAGGGAAUAUCCCACUUGUCACUUGUAUUUUCUUGGUAUACACACACAAGGCUUAAGGUUCGUGUUUAUACCGAGGAAAUUCAAGUGACUCGUGGGAUAUUCCAUGGUAUACCACGAGAGAGCGUUGCAUUACUAGUAUUUCAACUCUGCUUAAUAAAUAAAUUACAACAUUUAGAGAGGAAGCCACAGCAGGCUUGGCUGGUUUUCAUGCGUCUCCUCUAUCCUGGCCGCCACGGUAUUGGAAUUUGGAGUGUUGGCUUAAUAGAGUAUAAACAACUCGUCAAUUAGACUACUAGAAUACC